UUUCAUUAUCUCAUCGCAUUAUCAAUGUUUUAAUUAUCUUAUUGUUUUUUUUAAUGACUUAAGGAGCGUCAUUUCAAUGCUUCUAUCCACGAAUGUUGUUGACAUACUUUGUUAGAAAGGAACUUUAAUUGAAUUUAUUCUUCGAGGGUACUCAAGUUAUAACAGUAAAAUAUACGUUUUCUGUAUCUUUAGAUAAACGGAUGGGAAGAUUGUUAGCUAGACCUUUUGUAUUAUUCGUGCCGAGUACACCAAGCUUUCGCAAGAUGAGCAUCGACAUUGGAGGAAUGAGAAUCAAAUACAAGGACAAGGAUGAGACGUUUCUGGAAAAACACCUGGUCUCAAAGGAGCCCUUUGGUCAAUUUAAGGCUUGGUUUGAAGAGGCCUGCACUAAAAAGGAAAUCCUUGAGCCAAAUGCUAUGUGCUUAGCCACUGUGUCACCGCAAGGCUUUCCUUCAGCUAGAUUUGUUUUACUGAAAGGCUACGGAAAGGACGGCUUCAAGUUUUUCACUAACUAUGCAAGUAGGAAAGCUAGAGAAUUGGAUCUCAAUCCAAAUGUAGCAGCAACCUUUUAUUGGGAAGUCCUAAACAGAUCCAUAAGGAUCGAAGGUCAAGUAGAAAAGCUAUCGGAGGAGGAAUCAACAACAUACUUUCAUUCCCGGCCGGUCCCAAGCCAGAUUGCAGCCUGCGCUAGUCAUCAGAGCACUCCAAUAGAGUCAAGGGAUGUGCUGUGCGAACGAGAGAGUGUAUUGGAGGCUCAGUACCUGAUACCUGAAAAGGAAGUUCCUAAGCCAAGCUAUUGGGGCGGCUACAUAAUUCGUCCGCGAGCUGUAGAGUUCUGGCAGGGCCAACGGGACCGUCUUCAUGACAGAAUCAAGUUCCGGAAGCCAAAUGUAGGCGAACAGCCAGACGGGAAGCUGCUACAUGAAGGAGAAGAUGGAUGGGUUUAUGAGAGACUCUCGCCAUAAGUUUGUAAAGCCUGACCAGUAAUAUAUGGUCAUUGUCAAGAGGGCGCUGUUAUUCUCAUGUAUAGGGUGACAGUUCAGUUUAGUAUGAAAAAAUUUGUUCCAGUGAAAUUCCGCAAUAUGGCGCGUGAUCAUAUUUUACUGGUCAGCCUUUACGGGCUGUGGCGCCGUCCUCAUGGCUAUGGGUUAUGUGCUAAGCUAAUUUGUCAAAUUUAACCUUUAAUGCCAUGACAAUACGAACCAAGGCACGCGUCCUCGUGAAUGACGAACUAUAUCACCUAAUGCAUUUUUUUUAGGGUUCCGUUCCGUACUUCAAAAGGAAAAAUCGGAACCCUUAUAGAUCACUCGUGCGUCCGUCUGUCACAGCCUAUUUCCUCUGAAACUACUGGGCCAAUUAAGAAUAGUUUAGAAGUUAUUUAAGAAAAUAGCCAAACAAUGACCAUUACCAUUACUAACCCCCCUUUAGCUCCGAAACUACUGGGUCUAAAAUUUUGAAAAAAAAUACACAAAAUAGUUCUUUACCUAUAGAUGACAGGAAAUGUGUAGUCAAGCGUGAGUCGGACUUAACCCCUUACUGCAUGUAAUAAAAAAUAUUUGUUUAAAAUAGGACCUUAAUAGCUGUCAAUAGAGUUGAAUAUCAUAUCCGCCAUAUAUGGCUCCUUAUGCGGUAAAGGUUUAAUUACUUAGUUUUUGAUCCGACACUUAUGGGUUUUUUAGACAUUUCGCUCACGUUUCACAUAAAAAAUAUAUUGUUAAUAAUUGUGUAAUGUACGGAACCCUUGGAACGCGAGUCCGACUGUGUUUUAGUUCUUGCAUAACACCUACAUAGUAAUUCAGUGAGCAAAUUAUAUCAGCUUAAUUCUGUACAGCAGCGGUCGGCAAUCUUAGAAGCCAAUGGCGCGCACGCAGCGGGCCGCACUUUGUUAUUAGUAUAUGUAAAGUAUAGGCUAGUAAAGUUGUAAUAUUUUAAAGUUUCAAGCAGAUUUAACAACUUUAAUAAUGAAAUAAAACUAUGAAAACGGAUUAUAUCGCGUAUAUUGAAUUUAUAAUACAUCCCGACGUUUCGAAUU
Cydia strobilella is the source of this 2032-nucleotide messenger RNA. Its product is annotated as pyridoxine/pyridoxamine 5'-phosphate oxidase-like. Gene Ontology annotation, molecular function: FMN binding; pyridoxamine phosphate oxidase activity. Lineage: Eukaryota; Metazoa; Arthropoda; Insecta; Lepidoptera; Tortricidae. The transcript is spliced from 5 exons. The coding region runs from base 201 to 965 and encodes 254 amino acids. The record is from RefSeq and is a predicted model, not a curated record. Gene Ontology annotation, biological process: pyridoxal 5'-phosphate biosynthetic process; pyridoxine biosynthetic process.